Messenger RNA from Neolamprologus brichardi, 754 nucleotides. NCBI's taxonomy places the organism in Eukaryota, Metazoa, Chordata, Actinopteri, Cichliformes, Cichlidae. The record is from RefSeq and is a predicted model, not a curated record.
AGCCGACUUCCUGUCCGGAUCCUUAGCGUGAUUUGUGAGAGCGGGAAGAAUCACAGCGAACAUGACUUCAUCACCAGUGGAGUACACCAUUGGAGGGGUGAAGAUCCACUUCCCCUGCAAGGCUUACCCGUCCCAGCUGGCUAUGAUGAAUUUAAUUGUUCGAGGUUUGAACACAGGGCAGUACUGUUUACUAGAGUCUCCAACUGGAAGUGGAAAGAGCUUGGCGUUGCUUUGUUCAGCUCUGGGUUGGCAGCAUGCACAGUUCGCCAAACUGCAGGAAGGAGGAAGCACCGGUCCAGACAAGAGCCAGAAGUCCGACUCCCCCACCUCUUGCAAGUGUGGGUGUCACAGCAAAUCCAGCAGGAACAAGGCAACAGCAGCAGACAAACAUGCUGUUGUGGACCUCACUGUGUCACCCUCCAAAGACACGGCUCAGCCGUCGACUUCAGCACAAGAACCCAUGCUUCUCCCAGAAGAAGAAAGAAGAAAAACGUCUCUAGCCUCUCGACUGUCAGAGAAGUUCCAGGCAUCUCUCAGCUCCGACUGUGUGAAAGAUGAUGACUUCCAGCAAGACAGGAAACGCAUUCGCGCUGCAGAGAACACGAGCCGUAAAAGGCAGCGACUGGAGAAGGGAGUCGUGUUCACAGAUGAUGAGCCGGAGCUGGAAAACCAGCCGGCGGGAGCUCAGAGUUGGAAUGCCGAGACGAAACACCAAGCUCCCGGUUGUUCCUCUACUUCCUGCAUGGAAGAUUGA